CAAUUUUUACUUUAAAAAACGGUUUUAAUAUCAGUAUUUAUAUCUAAAUAAUAUUUUUCUAAUUUACUUUUAAUAUUUUGUGCCAAAAAAGUGAAUAAAUCUUCAAAUAAUUUUAAUAGUACAGAAAAUGACGAAAUUGGUCCCGCGUGUUUCCUUCCCGCGCACGUCGUACUAGGUGGAAGUUGGUCAUGGUCGUCCGCCAAACGGAAAGCCGCCAUGAUGGCUUUCUGUAAAGUACGCUCAAUAUGUAAAGUUUCGUUAAUGUUUUUCGUUAAUUGUGACUGAGUGCGUGCAAAAAUCAAUCAUGGGAACGAACUAGAGUGUGCAAAGUUUAGUUUUAGGUCCCUUGGGACCUCCUAGUGGAGCUAUAAAGUGUUUUAUAAGUGCAUUUUUGUGUCGACGCUAGCGUGUUUUGUUCUGUCAACAAAAUGUCGAAGCUCUCGUUUAGGGCGAGGGCCCUGGAUGCGUCGAAACCAAUGCCCAUAUAUCUCGCCGAGGAGCUUCCGGAUUUACCGGACUACUCGGCGAUUAACCGUGCAGUACCUCAGAUGCCCUCUGGAAUGGAAAAAGAGGAGGAAAGCGAACACCAUCUCCAGAAGGCGAUAUCAGGCACUGGUCUGAUAAUACCAACGCCUGAGGUAUGCCAGGUCAGCGACCUAGAAUUCUACGAGCGAUGUUACCCGCCCGAUUACAAAAUGCCCAAGCAGCACAUACAUAUGCAGCCGCUAUGGGAGGAACAAGAGGCGCCGGAAUACGACAUCGACACGGACGACGAGCGCUGGCUGAAGCAGCAGAGGCAUCCAGAGCUCACAGAGCUAAAAUUCGAGCAAAUGAUGGACAAACUGGAGAAGAGUUCAGGCCAGACGGUGGUGACCUUGAACGAGGCUAAGCUGCUUCUGGAGAGGAAUGAUGACCUCGUCAUCGCCGUGUACGAUUACUGGUUGAAUAAGCGCCUCAAUACGCAACAUCCACUGGUCCUGUCAGUGAAAACAGAGAACAGGCCGGGCCAGUCCUCUAACAACCCCUAUUUGGCGUUCAGGCGGCGGACGGAAAAGAUGCAGACUAGGAAAAAUAGGAAAAAUGACGAGAGCUCAUACGAGAAAAUGCUCAAACUCCGUCGUGACCUCGCUCGAGCGCUGACUCUUCUGGAGCUGGUGGCGCGGCGCGAGAGUGCCAAGCGCGAGCUCGUGCGCCUCACCGCGCUCAUCGCCGAGCGCCGCUACGCCGCCGGCGACUUCGCCAACCAGCUGCUGCCCGACCCGCCGCCCAGGCCCGCGUACACUCCAGUCCCGCUGACGUCGUCGUCGUUCCGUCGCGAGGCGUACCCCCUCCCGCACUACACCCCGCGGCCGCCUCCCGCGCCCGUCGACCAACCGCGACAGCGAGAAAAGCGUCCGUACAAGAGACGGAAACACAGGCAUCCCGUCGUCGGCUCCGUGCAGGGGCUGCGAGAUUCUGGCGUGUACACUUCUUCGGAGGAAGAGGGCAGCGGCCGCGCCGACGCCGCCACGCCGCCUGACGACGGGCCCUUCGCCUUCCGACGCAAGCCCGGCUGUUAUUAUGAAAUGCCGACGUCGACUCUGUAUGGCGACCCCGUGGACCCUGAUGAUCCCUCCAAAGACGGGAUGUUCGAGCACGAGAUGGAUGAGAGGCAUAGGUACACGCUGACUUCCCUCCGGUCUGGCUGCAUCGGCUUCGCCCGGCGGCGCCUGUGCCGCGGCGGGCGCGUGGCGCUGGACCGCACGCGGACGCCGCUGCACGACCUGUUCACGCGCCUGCCCUUCCCGCCCCAGCCCCACCAGCCACACGUAUGUAUCACUACUGGCUAUAUACUCUGCUAUGGGUGGCGCUGGACCGCACGCGGACGCCGCUGCACGACCUGUUCACGCGCCUGCCCUUCCCGCCCCAGCCCCACCAGCCACACGUAUGUAUCACUACUGGCUAUAUACUCUGCUAUGGGUGGCGCUGGACCGCACGCGGACGCCGCUGCACGACCUGUUCACGCGCCUGCCCUUCCCGCCCCAGCCCCACCAGCCACACGUAUGUAUCACUACUGGCUAUAUACUCUGCUAUGGGUGGCGCUGGACCGCACGCGGACGCCGCUGCACGACCUGUUCACGCGCCUGCCCUUCCCGCCCCAGCCCCACCAGCCACACGUAUGUAUCACUACUGGCUAUAUACUCUGCUAUGGGUGGCGCUGGACCGCACGCGGACGCCGCUGCACGACCUGUUCACGCGCCUGCCCUUCCCGCCCCAGCCCCACCAGCCACACGUAUGUAUCACUACUGGCUAUAUACUCUGCUAUGGGUGGCGCUGGACCGCACGCGGACGCCGCUGCACGACCUGUUCACGCGCCUGCCCUUCCCGCCCCAGCCCCACCAGCCACACGUAUGUAUCACUACUGGCUAUAUACUCUGCUAUGGGUGGCGCUGGACCGCACGCGGACGCCGCUGCACGACCUGUUCACGCGCCUGCCCUUCCCGCCCCAGCCCCACCAGCCACACGAGGACAUCGAAACGAAAGCGCAAAGAACUCCAAAAGAACUAUCAAUGGAUUACCACAGCAGCGGCAAAUAUCCUUGGAGGCAUGCCUUCCGACGCCACCUCGCCCGCAAUCCCGACCUCUGGACAGCCGACACGGACAUCAAGCAGGAAGCAACCAAGUCGGACUUACCCGACGUCCGAUCCGACCUGCCCGACAUCCGAUCCGACUUGCCUGACGUCAUCCAAGACAGUGUUAAUAGUGUUAAAAGUGAUAUUAGGUUUAGUGCAAGGACUUUAGAUGGUGUAGUGAGAGAUAAUUUGCAACGGGUGAUGAGGAAGAGAGCUUGGAGCGGUUGUUCGGAUAGCAGUUACGAUUCUGAUGAGAGUCUGCAACCGGUUGAGAAGGAGUUUGAGCAGUUUAUCAAUGAAGUUAAUAAGAAAUGGUUACAUUUCCGACCAAAAACCCCCCCACCGUCGCCCCCGCACCCAGAGAGCCACGACACAGAGUUCCCAGUGUCGCUACACACGCCCAUCGCUGUCGAGAUCCGGUCCGACACCGUGUCCGACACUCACGACACUUUCACUACCUCAGAGUUCACUCUCGCCGAUCUGUACCCGGAUAUAAACCCGGUGUUGGAUAAUAGUGUGACCGGAUUAGAUAUUAGUGGGGACGAUUUGCUUAGUGAGGAUUUUACGGGUGUAUCGUCAGCGCAGACGGAGAGCCUAGUGCCCGGGCGGUGCCUGCCUGCGGCGGCGGCGGGCGGGCGGGCGGUGGCUGCGGCGGCGGAGGCGGAGGCGUCGUUUUUAUCGCACGGCCAGAGUACGGGGGGGCGUGCCCACUCUGGCCCGGACUACAGAAAGGCGGACUCGUUUGGUUCGACCGUAGUGAACGUUACAAACGCGGAUAAGGAGCCCAUAUACAUCGACAUGGUCAAGCCCGAACCGCCGCCUAUCAAAAUUGAAACGCCCAAGCCAACAGUCAAGGAAGAGAAAAUCAUCGACGUGCCCGCCCCAGUACCCACAUCCAACAUUAUUAUAGAAGAAGUUAAUGAAGUACCACAUAUUAAAAUCGAGAAGAAACGCAAAGAAGAUACUAUAGAGGAAGUUCAGUUGCCCCACGGGGUGCAGUUGAAGACUGUUCAGACGAAACAUUCGCCGCUGAAGAAGCAUAUAAUUAGUUCGGCGGGACAUCGCAGGGCGAGUGACGUCACAAUAGUGACGUCGGUGCCGGAUGGUCAGGCUCAGCCGCAUACGUCACAGCCGCAGAUCGUUACCGUCGCUGUGUCUGAUAGUUUAAAGGUGCGGCUGCAGAACCACCUGGUGUCGGGGCAGGCGGGCGUGGUGGUGGGCAACGGUCCGUUCCCGGGCGUGGUGGGCGUGGGCGGCGCGGGGCGGGGCGCGGCGCUGCGCCUGCCGCUGGCGGGCGCGCGGCCGGUGCACAAGCACGUGCCGCUCGUGGUGCCGCACGCGCCGCACUCCAAGCUCAAGGUGCUGCACGCGCACCCGCUGUCGCACUCCCAGCGCGCCGCGCUGCUGGCGCAGAACCGCGCGCUGCACCUGCCCGCCGUCGUGUCGCUGGCGGCGCUCGACAAGGCGGCCGGCGGCUCCGUGGCGCAGCUGUUCGAGAUCAAGGCGGGGCAGCUGGGCAAGGGCCCGCACCUCGUCAACGUGGUGCGCCAGGCGGCGCCGCGGCCCGCGCUGCAGCUGGCGCGGCGCCCGCCCGCGGUGACCGUGGCGCCGCGGGCGCUGGUCGCCAACCUGCUGCACAAGGCCGUGCCGCUGCCGCACAAGCUGCUGCCGCCCGCCAACGUGUCGGCCAUCGCCUUCGCGGCGCCGCAGCUCAAGCGCCGGCCGCCGCGGCCCGACGCGGCGCCGCCCGACGCCGACGCGGCGCCCAAGCCGGACCUGUCGCCCGAGGUCACGUGACACCCGCGCCGACGCCGCACCUCCUCUAGCUGCUAGAUUAUAUUACACUGUAGCUAGUGCCGAAUAAACAAAUGUUCACGUUAUUGGGGUUUCAUGUAAACAAACAAAAUGGUAUCGAGUCGUUCGUUGCAUUAUUCAAAAAAAGCAGUGAGUUAGUUUUUCGUAGCAGUUGAUUGGACGUAAUGAGCUGUUAUGAAAAAGGGCUCGCAACAAAAAAACUCCCGGUUUAAGUAUGUGUAUACAUAUAUAAUUAGUAAGUAUCAUAUACUGUAUUAUCAUAUACAAAUGGCUCGGCCUCAUGUUGUCGUUGGGGCCUUAGACAUACGCUUAGUUGGUGACGUACCUCAUAAGUUCUGAAUUGUAGUUGUAUGUGAAUCCUUUCCUUAGCUUGUUGUUGUAAAUAUAUUAUAUUGUUACUGUGCAGCAAUAAUACGCCAUUCUGUCAA
Messenger RNA from Helicoverpa zea (corn earworm), 4855 nucleotides. RefSeq lists its product as uncharacterized. The record is from RefSeq and is a predicted model, not a curated record. The coding region runs from base 429 to 4409 and encodes 1326 amino acids. Gene Ontology annotation, biological process: regulation of transcription by RNA polymerase II. Gene Ontology annotation, cellular component: piccolo histone acetyltransferase complex. Lineage: Eukaryota; Metazoa; Arthropoda; Insecta; Lepidoptera; Noctuidae. The transcript has 17 exons.